This is a messenger RNA of Gastrolobium bilobum, 1065 nucleotides long. RefSeq lists its product as uncharacterized. Lineage: Eukaryota; Viridiplantae; Streptophyta; Magnoliopsida; Fabales; Fabaceae. The transcript has 5 exons. Bases 54 to 884 code for a protein of 276 amino acids. The record is from RefSeq and is a predicted model, not a curated record.
UAGAACAUGUUUCAUGGUUGACUGAAAGUGGUGCAGAACGAGAGAGAGAGACCAUGAUGUUGCAGCAUUCCAGCUUCUGUGCCAUUCCUCCUUCUCAGAUUCCCUCUAUCUUUAGCAAAUCACUGAAUCAAAAGAACCCACUUCUUCACCAGCAACACUUACCCCUCCAUUGUCCUAGAAAAUUCAAAGCCUCCACCUUCAAAAUUUCUUCUCUUGGUGCUGGUUUCUUCGAUGACAUCGCUCAAAUUGCACAAAACAAGGUUCUGAUUGCAGCUGGUGCUUCUGUGGCAAUUGGGCAGCUUUCUAAGCCAUUUUCUUCUGUGUUUCUAUAUGGCAAAGAGUUUGAUAUCAAGGCAAUUGUUCAAGCUGGAGGGUUCCCAUCAUCACACUCUUCUGCUGCAGUGGCUAGUGCAACAUUCCUUGGCCUUGAGAGAGGCUUCUCCGAUCCCAUUUUUGGUCUUACAGUUGUGUAUGCUGGUCUCAUUAUGUACGAUGCUCAGGGUGUAAGAAGAGAAGUAGGGAUUCAUGCUAGGACACUGAACAAAUUACUGCUCCAAAUGCAUGUCAACUCAUUGCGUUCCAAAGAUAGAGAUGGUUUGAUCAACUCUCAACCAGGAUUAUCAAAGCCACUAAAUGUAGAAGGUCUUGAGAAGUCCCUUUUGUCCCAAGAAGCCACUUCUUUGGAACUACAACAAGCAAAUGCACGUCUAUUAGUUAAAUCAGGAAGCAAAAUAAGGCAAAGUGAUUGGGAAGAAGAAAUCUCAAAGUUGGAUGCUGAUGGUCUUUUCCCAUUAAAAGAAUCUAUUGGCCACACAGAGUUUGAAGUCAUAGCUGGUGCUUUACUAGGCAUUUUAGUUGGUUUCUCUGUGUAUAAUUUCAUCUAAUAUCUUGAUUUUUUUUAUGAAUAAUUUCAUAUUAUAUCUUACAUAAGGUAGACUAUUAAAUUGAAAAUCAGAGCGAGCUGGAUAGGACUCAAGUUAGUAAUAGGUUUAUGGUUAUCUUCUAUAACCAAAGAUAAGGGUAAAAACCCAUUCUGAGGAUUACACCAGUACUUAUCUAUCCUUU